AAUGUAUCGCGGUAUCUUAUCAAAGAGAUGAAAUUAUGGUAAAUAGUAAGCAAUUCGGCCGGCUAAUGCAGUGUGUGGCUGUUUUAUUUCGCGUGUUAUCGAUCACAAAGGAGUGCAUUUCAAACAAGCUUAUCAAAGUGUUUUACGAAGCGGAUGCAAUAACAAAUUAUGGUCGACGAAUAAAUAUAUAGUUGUUUAAAGUUUUAAGCAUGGCAAAGUUCCUUAAAUCUAUUUUUAACCCGGUUGAAAAGAAGAAGGCGCCGCGACACGAUGGCGGGACGGAAGAUGACAAAGUUGAAGAGCCUCCCAUGGACGGGAGGAGGAAACUGUCCAUAUCCCGCUCUGGACGGAUGAAACAAGCCAAUAGGAAACGGCAUUCACUGUCUUUGGAUCUGUAUGGGGAGAACGGCCAAAAUACAUGUUCAACGGAAAAGCCGAAAGUAAUCCAAGACAAUGGCCCAACUAGUGCGCCAGCUGACAUUGAAGGCGACAGACAAAACCGGAGACGAAGCGCCGAUGAUUACAAUGAACCAAAAGUUAUUCACAGCAAGACUGUAGAUGUAGUCGCUAACUCCGGAAGCCAAAGUAAACACAGAAGGCUUAGCGUCGAGCCCAAGUCGCCUGAAGAAGAAAUCGACAGUGCUUUUGAGAUAAUAGAUAAAUCGUAGCUUGGCAAGAUCAUAAUCUUAGGAAUUGUAUUCUUAGCUGAGGUAUCGAAAAGUUUAGGUUAUAAUGCGGAUUUGCAACUAUACUUACAUUUCAACAAAUGGUAGGUACUUAUCACUAGUAUAGUAGUAUUUCGCGAAAUUUCGUGCAGUUACGAACAAAUCGUGAUUCUCGUAACUUGGACGUAAUUUGAUUUAUUUUCGGUUUCAUAAAGGAUUUGAUGGCGCUUAUCCUAGCAAAACGGCGCGCUAAACAUUUUUAGGAAGCAAUAUAUUCGAAAUUUACAAUUCAUAAUUAGAAAAAAAAUUAAACAUCAUAUUUCUGCUAUUUAUGAUAACAUAUUUAUUAUGUUUACUUUACUUGUUAAAUGUCUUUUUAUAUUAUUGUUAUUGUUUCGUUAAUUUCAUGAUGAAAAUCUUACUAAAACUGUUGAUUAUGUACGUCUAUCUCCUAUAUAAUUUUAAUUUGUAAUGAAUACUAUUAUUUACUUACACAAUUUAAUAAGGAAAACUUUCGUAGUUUAAAUCUUACAAAAAAACGUAAAAGUGUUUUUUACGGAGACUAUUCGUAAAUCUUUGUUUAUUCCGGCCCGUAACUCUGUGUCGUUAAAUGUGGCAAUAAUUGUUUAAGGCCAUUUGCUUAGGGAGACGCCUUAAUAUGUUGAUAAGAAUCAGUGAUUAGAUUUACUUUAAUAAGGCUCGUUUUUAAUUUAAUUUAUUUGCUCAAUUUUGCCCAAGGAUAUUUUUGAUACUUAGAUGUUAUCAUUUAUCAUUUUAUUGAUAACAAUCUGUUGGAAAAAUUAAAAAUAAGAUAACAGGAUUACUCGGUUUGACUAUUAAAAUUGUUUUUUUAACAUUAAUUUUAGACUACCUACCUAUACAUAAUUUAGUAUAACGCUCGGUGUGUGGUUGGCUAGGAAAAACUCGCAGGUUCGAUAUUCGUAAUAGGCCGAGUUAAUUCUCACGGAUUCCGAUUUCGUAGGGAUGAGAAGCAGAAUUUUUGUGUGGAUUGUAUAUGCUUAUGUAAAAUUGUAAUUUAGAAUUUUAUUUUGUGCAUGGAAUAAGAUACUAUUUUACUUUAAGUUAAUUUCAUUUAUUUUGUUAAUUUUUAAUUUCUAAAUUAAUUUACCUUUAUAAUGACUGUGUUGUACUUUUUAUUUUAUUACAUUAAAGACUGACUUCAAGUUUUU
Manduca sexta (tobacco hornworm) is the source of this 1855-nucleotide messenger RNA. RefSeq lists its product as uncharacterized. Bases 210 to 668 code for a protein of 152 amino acids. The transcript has 3 exons. Lineage: Eukaryota; Metazoa; Arthropoda; Insecta; Lepidoptera; Sphingidae. The record is from RefSeq and is a predicted model, not a curated record.